UUUGAAUCUAUAAAUAUGAAGAAUGUCCUACACUGGUCAGCACCAGAAGGCACAGGAGAUGGAGUACUCUACAAGGUGAAGUAUUCAGUAUAUGGUGUUGGCAAAUGGAUUAAAAAAUCAGAAUGCAGGAAUAUCAGUAGAACAUGGUGUGACCUCUCCAGUGAAACAUCUGACUAUGAAGAACAAUACUAUGCGAGUGUUAAAGCCUUCCUACAUGGAAUGUGCUCUGACUGGAUAGAAACUACACGAUUCAACCCUCUCACAGAUACUAAAAUUGAUCCACCCAUGGUAAGCAUAUCUUCUACGGAUAAAUCUAUUUCAAUCAUUCUGACUGCUCCUGAGAAAUGGAAGAGAAAUCCCGAGGGAGAAUCCAUAUCUCUGGCUCAGGUAUAUCCUGGCCUGCAAUACAAUGUGUCUGUCCUCAACAAAAAAACAAAGAAACGGUGGUGGUUCUCCAUCAGCAACAACACCUUGGUUGUGCCUUGGUUAGAACCUGGAACAGCUUACUGUGUCAGUGCACAGAUACAUGUCACCACGCCGCUUUUAAAUAGUGGGUUUUCCAAAGAAUAUUGCAUUGCUACUUUGAAAGAAAAAACUGCAGAUCAGACUGUAACAGUCCUAUUUGGAUAUAUUCUGCCUAUCAUUCUGGUUGUCCUUUUUAUUUCAAUGGCAUGCUAUUGGGUGCACAGGUAUAUUCAUGUCAGCAAGCAGAAACAUCCAACAAACCUGGUAUGGCACUAUAGUGAUAAAUGCAAGGAAAGCGUUUUUAUACCUUGUGAAAAAAUAGUGGUCAACCUUAUCACUAUUAAUGUGGAUGAGUACAAGCCAUCUCGGGAAUCUAUUCAUCUGUCAAAAGGGAGAAGUCCCCAUUAUUGUACUGUUUACAAUGGCACUGAAGGGAAGAAUUUGCCUCUGGAAGAAGUGCUGGAAACAAAACAGUUGCUUGAUAUUUCACAUGAAAUGGAUAUUUUCUCAAAAGGGGACCAAACUAGGAACUGGCCAUCUUAUGGCCAGACUGUAAUUAAGAAUACUUUAAGCCAAAAAAAUCAAAGGAAUAUAGAGUAUGAACUUGAUGUAAGGGCUGAAGACUUCAGUCCCACUCAGAAACUAAUGGAAUUCCAUUUGAAAGAGAAGUCUUCUGCCCCUAUGGAACUGCUAGGUGAGCCACAUCUGGUGGGGGGCUUGGAUAAUAUUAAAAUAGGGCAGCCAUAUUGCCCCCAACUUGAGGUGAGGGCAGCAGAUCAUUGUUCGGGACAGAAACUAGAGGAACUUAAUUUGAAGAUGGUUCCUGCAGCAGAUAAAUUGCUGGGUGAGGCAUGUAUCAAUUUGGUGGAUUUGGAUUCUGAAAAAUCUGGGCAGACUUCCUAUCCUCCGCUGGAAACAACAGCACAGAGUCUCCAGGAUUCAGCUGCACCAAAGAACACAGAGAAAGAGAACGAACAGACCGUAUUAGUAGAUUGGGAUCCUCACACUGGAAGGCUAUACAUUCCUACUUUGUCCAACAUUGAAAAUGAGGCAUGUGAAGCUGUAUUUCAGUGUGAGGAUCCUGACAAAGAGGGAAUUUUGUCCAGACUAUAUGAGAAACAGGUAUCUGAUGAAGCAGCAGAGGACCAAGAAAUGUAUCUUCUACAAUUCAAACAACAAUGGGAACUUCAUGUAGAAAUGGAAGACUGA
Rhea pennata is the source of this 1674-nucleotide messenger RNA. RefSeq names its product interleukin 20 receptor subunit alpha (gene IL20RA). Gene Ontology annotation, biological process: cytokine-mediated signaling pathway. The record is from RefSeq and is a predicted model, not a curated record. The coding region runs from base 16 to 1674 and encodes 552 amino acids. Gene Ontology annotation, molecular function: interleukin-20 binding; cytokine receptor activity. Gene Ontology annotation, cellular component: plasma membrane. The transcript is spliced from 6 exons. Lineage: Eukaryota; Metazoa; Chordata; Aves; Rheiformes; Rheidae.